Saccostrea cuccullata (small rock oyster) is the source of this 3160-nucleotide messenger RNA. Its product is annotated as actin-interacting protein 1-like. NCBI's taxonomy places the organism in Eukaryota, Metazoa, Mollusca, Bivalvia, Ostreida, Ostreidae. The coding region runs from base 100 to 1914 and encodes 604 amino acids. The transcript has 16 exons. Gene Ontology annotation, biological process: sarcomere organization; locomotion; actin filament depolymerization. Gene Ontology annotation, molecular function: actin filament binding. Gene Ontology annotation, cellular component: cortical actin cytoskeleton. The record is from RefSeq and is a predicted model, not a curated record.
CCUUGGUGUAAUGCGCAUGCGUUAUAUUGGGUUAUUAUUAUUUCCGGAUUAUAGGCCGGUGUGUUCAGACUAGGUUUAUUCCACUGUAUUCUGCAGAAAAUGGGGAGCUAUGAACAAGUGAAGUGCUUUGCCAGUUUACCGAGAACAACAAGAGGCAAACCACUAGUCCUUAAUGGAGACCCUAAGAACAAAGUCAACAUGCUGUACACCAACGGAAACAGCGUCAUAAUCAGAGAUGUUGAGAAUCCCGUAGUAUCUGACAUCUACACGGAGCACGCUACCCAGACGACAUGUGCUGCCUACGCCCCGAGCGGUUUCUAUAUAGCAUCAGGAGACAUGUCUGGUAAAGUUCGGGUUUGGGAUACAGUAAAUAAAGAGCAUAUUUUGAAAAAUGAAUACCAGCCAUUUGCUGGAGAGGUGAAAGACAUAACCUGGUCUGGAGACAGUCAGAGGAUUGCAGCAGGAGGACAGGGGAACCAAAAAUUUUCUCAUGUGUUCACCGCGGACAGUGGGAAUUCCCUGGGUGAUUUGAUUGGUCACAGUGCUGCAGUGAACGCCAUUAGCUUUCGUCCAGAGCGGCCAUUCAGGCUGGUCAGUGCCAGUGAGGACAACAGCCUCUGCUUCUAUGAAGGUCCACCAUUUAAAUUCAAAAUCUCUCUCAAGGACCACACAAACUUUGUAAAUGCAGUCAGGUAUUCCCCAAAAGGAGAAGUAUUCAUUAGUGGUGGUGCUGACAAAAAGGCUUUUAUAUAUGAUGGAAAAACUGCUGAAAAAAUUGGAGAGCUGGGUUCCCCUUCUGCACACAAUGGUGGAAUUUAUGCUUUGUGUUUUAAUGACGAUGGAUCACAAGUUAUCACAGUGUCCGGAGACAAAACAGCCAAAAUAUUUAAAGUCCCCAGCGGAGAAUUAGUGCAAACCUUUGAGAUGGGUAAAACUGUGGACGACAUGCAGGUGGGUUGUUUAUGGCAGGGGAACAGCAUCCUGACCGUGUCUCUGUCAGGCUUUAUCAACUACCUAGAUAUCAACAACCCCUCCACACCCAGGAGAGUGUUAAAGGGUCACAAUAAACCAAUCAGUGCCAUGGCCCUCUGUGAGGGGACUAUCUACUCAGCUGCUGGGGCCCAGGACUCCCAUAUCAGUAUCUGGGAUGCAGGAACCGGGGAGAAUGACCGGUUCACAGGAACCAGUCAUAAGAACCAGAUCCAGGAUAUGGUCAUCUCUAACGGAGACUUAAUCACAGUCAGUAUGGACGACACCCUCAAGUUCUCCAACGUGGGGACUAAACAGUAUGGAGAGUCCCAUAGCUUGGAGUCCAUGCCUAAAGCUGUGGCAGCAGGCUCUAUGUUUGUGGUAGUGGCUUGCAUCAAACAUGUGGUAGUUUUCCAGAACCGAGCUAAGACCUUCUCUAUGGCCGUGCCUUAUGAACCAGCCAGUGUAGCCAUGCAUCCCAGUAGACCACUGGUAGCUGUCUGUGGAACCACGGACAAGAAGAUUCACCUUUACAGUAUCAGUGAAUCUAACGGAGCCCUACAGGAGAUACAGGUGGUAGACAAUGAGGGCGUGGCGGGGGACAUGAUGUUCUCACCUGAUGGGGAGUACCUGGCCACAGCGGGGGCCGACAGAUAUGUCAGGUGCUUCAAACUUCCCGAUUACGAGCUGGUAUUUAGUGAUCCUACACACUCCGCCCGAGCCACGUGUAUUUCCUGGUCUCCCGAUUCCUCGCUGUUCGCAUCAGGUUCUCUGGAUCAGGGUAUUGUAGUGUGGAAACCUACAGCUCCUCACAGUAAACGCAGUCUGGUCAUUAAAGGUGCACAUAAGAUGAGUCAUCCUACGAGGGUUAGCUGGUUAAACAACGACACGAUUGUAUCCGCUGGACACGACAGUCAUAUUAAACAGUGGAGAAUUCAGUUCUAAUUAGACUUAAUUAAUUAAUAGACUCUCAUCCUAUUAACGCGUAGUAUUAUCAUCAUCUCUGUGGGGACUGUGACCAUAUUAGUGUGAAUGUGUUCAUAUCGACAGAAAACCAAACAACACUAUUUUUCUAUUACAUUAUGAUAAUGUUCUUACGUUCUAUUUAAAAGAUGACUGAUGACUAUAUUAUUGAAAAUAUUGAAUGAAUGCAUUUCUGUAUUUCAAUAAGUUAUAAGUCUAUGUAAAUUCAGGGGCAAUUGCUGCACAGUCAAGACAAUAUAAAACAAUGUGCUGUGAGCAAAUGUAUGUCAAUUUUUGUCUUGGACUCUCCAGGUUUUUCUUUUUUGUAUGUAUUAAGUACAUUGUGUAUGUAAAUAUAUAUUUUAGAUUGAUUCAUGGAAUAUAGAUAUUGUAUGAUUAAAUAUUUAUGAAAUAAGAAGUGCUAAAAAACCUUGGAAGUGUUUUAAAUGAAAAUUUGGAAGUAGGAUUAACACAAUCAUGUAUAUACCAGUAUUUAAUUUAUAAAUAGGCCAAAGUUAACAUCAGCAUGUAGAAAUCUAAAAAUUUGAAGUUUACGACUCCAUGAAUUUUAUUAUGAAUAGAUGCAAUAUUCUUGUACAUGUAUAAGACAUUCUAUGUGCAAUUCAUAAGUGUUUUUGAUAUAAACUUGUAUUGAUAAAACAAAGUCAUUACUUUGUUAUUGUGACUACAGUGUGAUGUACUACCUUACUAACACAUUUAUUUCAAUAUUGUGGGUUUGUUGGUUACUGAAAUAACUAAUAUUGUAAUUUUUUUAUGCAAAAGCAACAUUGAAAAACAUAAAUUGAAUAUGAGAAACCUUAGCUGCGCUUCCUAAUCAAAUUUUGCUGAUUCUUGGUGUUGAGAUAAUAUUAUGUGAAGACUCUGACACAUUAUUAAAAAGAGCUCAGUAAAAGUUGAUUUUAAAUUAUCCUCAGUCCUUUUAUUGUGUUUAUAAAUUAAUUGUCAUAUGUAUUAAGAUUUUUAUUUUCUUCAAAUAUUUAUUUUCUUUCCUUAGAUAUCUAUAUCCUGCACAAUCUUUAGUAACGAUAACAAAUAAAUCAUACGACAGAAUUUCUAUAUAUUACAAAAUAUCGAAAGAAAAUUUAUAUUUUUUGUUAUGUGUAUCAAGUGUGUAAUAAAAAAUGAUUUGUUAUUAUAUUGAAUCUACAAACAUCAGCAUGAUGAUGCAUUAGUUAAACUUUUAAGGAUUAAAAAUAUAUAAACUGAA